UCCUCUGAGAGCCCCAUAGCUACAUGGCAACAGCGGUGCUUUGCUCUAUACUCAGAGUGAAUGGCAAACUCUACAGUGAAGUUGACAGAGCCUUGUAACUUUCAGGAGGAUGGGGAGCUGGAAGAAGGAGAGCUGGAGGAUGAUGGAGGUGAGGAGCCCCACGGUGCUUCCGAGUCACAUGAGAAGAAUCGGAAGGAAAGAAAUGAGAAGCACCACAGUGACUCAGACGAUGAAAAGACUCACCGGAGGAAAAGGAAACGUCGGAAAGAACGAGAGAAGGAGAAACGGAGAUCAAAAAAGAAAAGGAAGUCCAAGCAUAAGCGUCAUGCCUCCUCGAGCGAUGAUUUCUCAGACUACAGCGAAGACUCUGACUUCAGUCCGAGUGAAAAGGGACACCGGAAGUACAGGGAGUACAGCCCUGUCUACUCUUCCACCCACCCGCCGUACUCAUCAUCAUCUCACAGUGCCCCAAAGAAAGCCUAUUCCAAAAUGGAGAGCAAGAGCUAUCCGAUAUAUGAGGGUUAUGAGAAUGAGGGGUAUUGUGACUACGAGGGGGAAGAAGACGAUGACAUGGGGAAAGAAGAUUACGAUGACUUCACCAAGGAGUUGAACCAGUACCGAAGGGCAAUGGAGGGGACACACAGGGGGAGAGGUGGUCGUGGGCGAGGGCGAGGCUACCGUGGGCGUGGAAGAGGAGGAAUGAGAGGACGAGGCAUGGGUAGGGGCGGCCGUGGCAGGGGAAGAGGAGACCACCCUGAGGAGGAAGAGGAGGAACUCUAUGAAGGGGAAAUGGAGUACUGCGAAGGCGAGGAGCCUCCAGGUGAGGAGGACUAUGACGACUAUUCCAAAGAGCUGAACCAGUAUCGCAGAAGCAAGGAAGGCAGGGGGAGAGGUAUGGGUCGUGGCCGAGGCCGCUCCAGAGGGCGAGGAGGCAAAGGAAUGGGCCGGGGAAGAGGCCACCGCGGAAAAGGAGGCGGCAUGGGCAAAGGAGGGGGAAUGAAUGAAGAAGAUGAUUACUAUGAUGAUGACAUGGGGGAUGGUGGUGGUUAUCGGCGGAAUGACCACGAUAAAUCCCACCAGCAAUCGGAUAAGAAGGGAAAAGUCAUUUGCAAAUAUUUUGUGGAAGGAAGGUGUACCUGGGGGGAACACUGCAACUUCAGCCAUGAUAUUGAGCUACCAAAGAAGAGGGAACUGUGCAAGUUUUACAUCACCGGUUACUGUGCCAGAGCGGAGAACUGUCCCUAUAUGCAUGGGGACUUUCCUUGUAAGCUGUUCCACACGACAGGGAAUUGCAUCAAUGGUGAUGACUGCAUGUUCUCCCAUGAACCACUCACCGAUGAGACACGGGAGCUGCUGGAUAAGAUGUUAGCGGAUGACGCUGAAGCAGGAGCAGAAGAUGAGAAAGAGGUGGAAGAGCUGAAGAAGCAAGGCAUCAAUCCAUUACCAAAACCACCUCCCGGCGUGGGACUUCUGCCCACCCCAGUGAGAAGGACACAGUUACUGGUAGGAAGGAUAUGGCGGAUGGGCUGGCACGAGCCCCUCUCCCCUCAGCAGCUGCAGCAACAGCAGGACAUGUACAAGAAGAUCCCCUCGCUCUUUGAGAUCGUGGUGAGGCCCACAGGGCAGCUGGCUGAGAAGCUGGGCGUGAGGCACCCAGGACUAUCUCCGCCCCGGUUCCCUGGGCACCCCGACAUGCCCCCGGAUAUGCCCCCGGACAUGCUUCCUGACAUGUGCCCGGACAUGUGCCCAGACAUGCCGAUGGGUCCGGGAAUGAACCCACCCCCUCCCAUGGGCCCCGGGCCCCCAAUGAUGCCCUUUGGCCCCGAAGACAUGCCUCCUGGACCACCAGCACCAGACUUCUAUGACAACUUUUACCAGCACCCAGAAGGCUUGGAGAUGGACCCAGGCAUGAUGGGAGGCCCAGAGGGUUACGGGGGCUACGAAGAGAUGCAUGAGCUGCCAGGGGAGAACAUCUUUCCAGAUCCCAGUUUGGAGCCCGACUUCUGUGAUGGAGGGGUCCCAAGGCUGCAGAAGCCUUCCCCCAAUGUUCCUGAUUUCCUGCCGUCCACCCAGCGGGCCUUGUAUAUGCGUAUCCAGCACAAACAGCAAGAGGAAGAGGAGAGGGCUCGCAGGCAGGCUGAAGGCUUCAAGCUGGAACGGGAUCAUGAAGAAGGUGAUACUGGCAAUUGGUAUUCCAGUGACGAGGAUGAUGGCAGCAGCAGCGUUAGCUCCAUCCUGAAAACGUUACGCCAGCAGAGCUCCAACCGGCCCCACGAAGACCCCUCCGGACAUACAGGCCCUGCUGGGGGCAGGGGUGACCCUCGCCUUCAAAAGAGUCAACCUCCAGGGAGCAGCCGGCCGGCCGACCCUCGUCUCUUGCGUGACCCCAGGCUUUCUCGGAACGUGGAGACUUCCACUCCCACCAGCGCCGGGGACACGGGCCCCAUGGAUCCCCGGCUGGCACGGCACCUCCCCACCUCUGCCCCCAAACCAGACCCUCUGCAUUCCAGCCUCAGCCCCGGCCAGAAGCCUCUUCCGACCCCAGAGGAAGAGGAGGGAGAAAGAGCGCUCAGGGACAAGCCUGUCACCAUCCCCCUGGAGGCACUGCCGAACCAGGUCCUCAGGGACCCACGCGGCCAGCUGCAGCAGUUCAGCCACAUCAAGAAAGACAUUGUCCUGUUGAAGCCCAGCUUUGCCCGCACAGUCCUGUGGAGCCCAGAGGACCUGAUCCCGCUGCCCGUCCCCAAGCAGGAGUUUGUCCCAGUCCCGGCCGCUCUCCAGGCUCUGCCUGCCCUUGACCCCCGCCUGAACCGGCCUCCCAACGCCAGCCUUUCUGACCCUAGGCAGCGGGGGACCCCGGCAGCAGCAGCCCCGGCAGAGGCCUCCUCCUCCUCGAGCUGCAGCUCGAGCCUCCCAGACUUUGAGCUGCUCUCCAGGAUACUCAAGACCGUGAAUGCGGCCGGCAGUCCCGGGCAGAGCGACAAGCCCAGCGACCCCAGGACACGGAAGGCCCCUGCCGACCCGCGGCUGCUCAAAGCUUCCGACUCGGCCUCCUCGGGGGCUUCGAAGCCCUCCGAAGCCAAUGCCUCAGGGACCACCAGCUCCGAGACAGUGCCCAGCAUCGCUCCUUAUGACCCUCGCCUGCUGACGGCGGGAGGGCUGAGCCGAGGCGCCGGCCAGAGCAGCAGCGUCCUGAGCGGGAUCAGCCUCUAUGACCCCAGGACUCCAAGCUCAGGGGGCAAGGCUGCGGAGUCGGCGGCUGGCGGCGAGGGGAGCCCCUCAGCAAAGGGCCCGGACGCCAGCAAAGGCGGCGGCAACAACAGCCGAGGAGGGAAGGAGCCCCUCUUUGUGCACCGCUCAGCCUUGGACCAGCCGGAGGCAGAGAAGCCAAGCACAGAGCCAGCCGCUGACAGGUACAACAGCUACAAUCGGCCGCGGCCCAAGGCGGCGGCGGCCUCCACCGCGGCCUCCACCACCGCCAGCACCCCUACCGCUGCCCCAGAGACAGCCACCCAGCCGGGGGUCCACAAUCUCCCCGUGCCCCCCGUCUACGGCAUGGUGAAGCAGGCGGCCAAGUCGGGGGCCGGCAGCCCGUUUGCCGGCAACAGCCCCGCGCAGGAAGGGGACCUGCAGGACGCGGCCUCCUUAAAGGACGUUUUUAAAGGCUUCGACCCAACUGCCUCUCCGUUCUGCCAGUAGUAUUAAAACACUUGCACGCGCAGCCUUCUGUCUGAGAGAAGCAGCAGUGCUUGUCCCUUUUUUAUGCCAUCCACGCUCCUUUUCACCAUGUCCCUUGUCUGUGCUUCCUUUGGGCCUCACACAGCGCUGCUUCUGCCGCCGCCGCCGUGUGUUAACCUCCGAGCUACAUUGUUAAGCAAGUAAUCAGAGUAUCUCAAGUAGUUCUGUCCAGUAUUGUGUGAUGCCCAGCCAAGAGUUUUCCCUCUUGGGCUUUUUUCGAGGUCUGCCUGAAAUCAUUUGGUGUCUUCAGAUUCUUUCGGAAAGCUGGGCUGCCAGCUCAUCUCACCUGCCCCUGGCUUUUCCUUUGCACAAAAGGGCCACGCCUGUAUCUCACCUGUUUCCCCUCUUCAGGUAUCGCCUAUGGGGUGGAGAAGAGGUGGUCGAAAGAGCGACAGCCAUGCUGGUCUGUAGAAUAUGUGUAUCUUCAUUUCUAAACUGUAACAAAGUGUGUAUCAUAGCCUUUUUUAAAAGAAAAAAAAAUCUAGUGCAGUGGAAAUUACCAUGGAGAAGUAACCAUGUUGGAUUAUUUUUGUAAUUGUAUUGGAUUUUUGUUUCAAGUACCUGUUUUCCUGCCAUUUCCUGGAGGUUGCUGGAUUUAGCUGGGCCAGAACACAGUGCUACGUGUAAGUCGGUGGCCUCUUGGGAAAGUGAUGUGUUCUGCCAGAACAGAGUUUGUGGUAUCAAAAUUAAAUUAUUAAUAAUCUCUCUGAUUUUGCUGUACAUCUUCUGUGCUUCUCCCCUAAAUCAGCAAGGAAUGGACAGUGUCUGAACAUCGUCUGAGGAUUGUUACUCCCCUAAAGAGAAAGUGGUUCCAGAGACCCAAUAUGAGAUAAUAGGACACUUCCAGCCUAAUUGUUCUAAGGAUCCUGUAUGGUUUUAAAAGCAGAGCCGCUUCUGUAGGCACAGAGAAGAGGAGCCACCGAAAGCCGUGGUUCCAAAAAUAACAGAGGAUCCUGAGACUCCUUUAAUUACAGACCAACAGGUUAUAGUUGCUGCCGACCUUUAUGGGCUUCUGCCCGCUAGGUGCUCUGAGAUGUUGUGUUGUUUGUGUACCACUGGCUGCCUGUGGAAGCAGCUGGCAGAGGUGGGCCGUGCCAUAGCCGUGUGCCAACCAAUUGAUUCCGUUUUGAGUCCCAAGCAGAACCUGAACAUUUUGUGAUGGAAACCGACCUGUGCCCUCCAUUCCUCCCCCCCCCCUCCCGGAGAUCCCCUCUCUUGCCUGGUGUAAUCAUGCCCCACCUUCAGAAGCGAGUGUCCCCCAGCCAGCAGAAGCAGAAGCCGUGUUAGCAGCACCCACUCCACGCGGGCUCUGCUUGCCAAGGAGUCUCUGCAGAGCCUUGGCCCUUCCUAGGGAAGCCCAGGGUGGGGAGCCAGGAGAGUUGCUGUUCUUCAGCCACCCUUCCUGGCUGUUAGUUCCCUUUUUUUCCCCCUGCAGGAUCCUAAGGCAAGAAGCACGGGGGCUGCAACACUCUCGUAGGAGGUGAGGGUCUGGGGG
Messenger RNA from Pogona vitticeps (central bearded dragon), 5233 nucleotides. Lineage: Eukaryota; Metazoa; Chordata; Lepidosauria; Squamata; Agamidae. The record is from RefSeq and is a predicted model, not a curated record.